Cebus imitator (Panamanian white-faced capuchin) is the source of this 2268-nucleotide messenger RNA. It is a transcript of the gene SLC52A1, whose product is annotated as solute carrier family 52 member 1. The record is from RefSeq and is a predicted model, not a curated record. NCBI's taxonomy places the organism in Eukaryota, Metazoa, Chordata, Mammalia, Primates, Cebidae. The coding region runs from base 662 to 2008 and encodes 448 amino acids. Gene Ontology annotation, biological process: riboflavin transport. The transcript is spliced from 5 exons. Gene Ontology annotation, cellular component: plasma membrane. Gene Ontology annotation, molecular function: riboflavin transmembrane transporter activity.
CAGAAGCGCUCGGGUUUCGCGUGGCACCUGAGAGGUGCCCUUGCCCCGAGGUCCAUUUGAGGGUGAGGGUGGCGUUGGUGCCGAGCAGUUUUUUUGUUUUGUUUUGUUUUUGAGAUGAAGUCUCGCUCUGUCGCCCUGGCUGGAGUGCAGUGGCUGGAUCUCGGCUCACUGCAACCUCCCUCUCCUGGGCUCAAGCGAUUCUCGUGCCUCAGCCUCCUGAGUAGCUGGGACUGCAAGCACCAGCCACCACGCCUAGCUAAUUUUGGUAUUUUUAGUAGUGACAGGGUUUUGCCAUGUUAGCCAGGCUGGUCUCAAACUCCUGACCUCAGGCGAUCUGCCCGCCUCAGCUUCCCAAAGUGCUGGGAUUACAGGCAUGAGCCACCGUGCCCGGCCAGUGCAUAGCUGUUUUGACAACUCAGACCCGGGGUCCUCCGUGGAUAGGAAGAUCAGCUCCCUUUUGCUCCUCUGGGGCAGCUGCGCCUCGGCCAGCUUCCUGCCUCUCUCCCUGCCAGCACUGCUGGGUCACAGUCCCCACCUGCGCAGCGGGUGCAGCUAGAAGAGGUGUUCAGUUUCCAGAAGAGCCAAAGCAUCUUUGGAUCUAGGUGGGGAAAGACCUGCCUGUGACCUCUGCCCUGUCCUGGAGGGUCCAGCUUUGGGCUGAAUGGCAGCACCCAUGCUGGGCUGUCUGGUGCUGACCCACCUGCUGGUGGCCCUUUUUGGCAUGGGCUCCUGGGCUGCUGUCAACGGGAUCUGGGUGGAGCUGCCUGUGGUGGUAAAAGACCUUCCGGAGGGUUGGAGCCUUCCCUCAUACCUCUGUGUGUGUGUGGCGCUGGGGAACCUGGGUCUGCUGGUGGUGACCCUAUGGAGGCGGCUGGCCCCGGGCAAGGGUGAACGGGUCCCCAUCCAGGUGGUACAGGCACUGAGUGUAGUGGGCACAGCCCUGCUGGCCCUUUUGUGGCACCACGUGGUCCCAGUGGCAGGGCAGCUCCACUCUGUGGCCUUCCUGACACUGGCCUUGGUGUUGGCACUAGCCUGCUGUACCUCUAAUGUCACUUUCCUGCCCUUCCUGAACCACCUGCCACCUCCUUUCUUAAGGUCUUUCUUCCUGGGUCAGGGUCUCAGUGCCCUGCUCCUCUGUGUGCUGGCCCUUGUGCAGGGUGUGGGCCACCUUGAGUGCCCAACAGCCCCCACCAACGGCACCUCUGGGCCUCCCCUCAACUUCCCUGAGCGUUUUCCUGCCAGCACCUUCUUCUGGGCACUGACUACCCUUCUGGUCACUUCUGCUGCUGCCUUCCAGGGUCUCCUGUUGCUUUUGCCAUCACUACCAUCUGUAGCCACAGGGGGCUCAGGGCCUGGACGUCAACUGGGAUCCCUAGGAGCAGAGGAGAAAGAGAAUGAGGAAGAAGAUGAUUUGCCAUUGCAGGAGCCACCAAGCCGGGCAGCAGGCACCAUCCCUGACCCAGACCCUGAAGCCCAUCAGUUGCUCUCAGCCCAUGGUGCCUUCCUGCUGGGCCUGCUGGCCAUCACGAGUGCCCUGACCAAUGGUGUGCUGCCUGCUGUGCAGAGCUUUUCCUGCUUGCCCUAUGGGCGCCUGGCCUACCACCUGGCUGUGGUGCUGGGCAGUGCUGCCAACCCCCUUGCCUGCUUCCUGGCCAUGGGCCUGCUGUGCAGGUCCCUGGCAGGACUGGGUGGUCUUUCUCUGCUGGGCAUGCUCUUUGGGGCCUACCUGAUGGCACUGGCGAUCCUGAGCCCCUGCCCACCCCUGGUGGGCACCACUGCAGGGGUGAUCCUUGUGGUACUGUCGUGGAUGCUGUGUCUGUGUGUGUUCUCAUAUGUGAAGGUAGCUGCAAGCUCCCUGCUGCAUGGUGGGGGCCGGCCAGCAUUGCUGGCAGCUGGUGUGGCCAUCCAGAUGGGCUCCCUGCUUGGUGCCGGCGCCAUGUUCCCUCCCACCAGCAUCUACCAUGUGUUUCAAAGCAGAAAGGACUGUGUAGACCCCUGUGGCCCCUGAGCCUGGGCAGGUGGGGACCCCAUUCCACCCAACCUGUCUGCAUCUUGAGGCUGCUACAGUUCCCGAUUACCUGUGGCCCAGGCAGGCUUCCCCCAACACAGGAAAGCUCAUGGACACCUGCACACUCUGCAGAAGACCUUGGCACUUCAGGCCAGAGUGGGGACCAAAGAGCAGGCCUGGAGCCAGGUUGGGGCUGUGGGCUUGGCCCCAGGGCCAGAGACCUUUGUGGAAUUUGUGCAAUAAAGUGUUUUUAUUAAAAA